This is a messenger RNA of Aspergillus alliaceus, 1521 nucleotides long. RefSeq names its product major facilitator superfamily domain-containing protein. Gene Ontology annotation, molecular function: allantoate transmembrane transporter activity; dipeptide transmembrane transporter activity. The record is from RefSeq and is a predicted model, not a curated record. Gene Ontology annotation, biological process: tripeptide transport; dipeptide transport; transmembrane transport. The transcript is spliced from 2 exons. The coding region runs from base 1 to 1521 and encodes 506 amino acids. Lineage: Eukaryota; Fungi; Ascomycota; Eurotiomycetes; Eurotiales; Aspergillaceae. Gene Ontology annotation, cellular component: plasma membrane.
AUGGCCUCCUCUCAAGCUGUAGAGGAGAGCAAUCAUGAUGGCAAUGCCCACAUCAUUGCCUCUCGAGCGCUGCGCAAGGUUGACAUGCGACUCAUCCCCCUCUUAUUCAUAACGUACAUGUUCAACUUCAUGGAUAAGACAAUCCUCUCAAGCGCUAGCGUAUUUGGCCUGAGAGAGGAUACGCACCUCGUUGGCCAACAAUACAGCUGGGUAUCCAGUAUGUUCUACUUCGGCUACUUCUUCUGGGAAGUACCAACAAACUACCUCAUCCCGCGACUCCCCGUCGCAAAGUACAUGGCCUUCAACACCUUCUUCUGGGGCGCCGUCGUCGCCCUAACAGCCGCCUGCGUCAACUACGGCGGCCUGCUCGCCGUGCGAUUCCUCCUCGGCGUCGCAGAAGCAACCAUCACGCCCGCCUUCAUGUUCAUAACAACAACAUGGUACACCCGCGACGAGAUCCCCUUCCGAACGGGCCUCUGGUUCUCUGGAAACUCCGUCGGCGGCCUCGUCGCCAGCCUCCUCGCCUACGGCAUCGGCCACAUCGACCACCCCCUCCACCCCUGGAUGUGGAUGUUCAUCAUCCUCGGCCUGGCCACCUUCCUUUGGGGCUUCGUCCUCCUCAUCUUCCUCCCCGACAGCAUCUCCACCGCCGCAUUCCUCACCCCCGAAGAACGAGAAUAUAUGGCCCACCGCGCCAUCAUCGCUGGAACAGGCCGCACCGAGAAAACAACCUGGAAAUGGCCCCAGGCCAUCGAAUGCCUCCAGGACCCAAAAACAUGGCACCUCUUCGCCAUCGCCAUCCUCACCCAGAUCCCCAACGGCGGCACCCAAAACUUCGGCAAUCUCGUCAUCAAAUCCUUCGGCUUCACUUCCCUGCAAUCAACCCUCAUCAACAUCCCCUCCUCCGUCAUCAGCGUCUCCACGAUAACAGUAACGGGCUGGCUAGCAGGACACUACCGCCAAAUGAACUGCAUUCUCAUUGUCUGCAUCGUCUCCCUCUCCAUAACAGGCAGCGCCUUAAUCUACGCCCGCGCCCACCACGUCCCCCUCGGCGCCCAAUUAUUCGGCUACUUCCUCCUCGCCACGGGACCUGGCGCCCUCCCAUUGUGCAUGUCCCUCGUGCAGGCAAAUUACAGGGGCGUCACGAAGAAAAUGACCAUGACGGCGCUUAUGUUCGUGGCGUAUUGCGCGGGGAAUAUUGCCGGUCCACAGUUGUUUCGGGCGAGUGAGGCGCCGACGUAUCAGACUUCGUUUCGGGCGAUCUUGAUCUGCUAUAUUAUUUCGGGAGUAUUGGCGGUCUCGUUGAGGGUUUAUUUGCAGGUUACUAACACGCGGAGGGAUCGGAUGGAGGGCGUGCAGGGGGAUGCGAGUUUGGCGGGGGUGGUUGGAGGGAAGGUGGUUGAGACGACUGGGGGGAGGAAGAAUGGGGUUGAGGAGCUGGUGAGGUCUGUGGAUUUGCGGCCGGAGGAUUAUGAGGAUGUUACGGAUUGGGGGACUGUUGGCUUUCGGUAUCGGUUGUAG